AUGAUCGAGGGCGCCGAGAUUAAGCUUUGUUUAUUGUUAACUCACCACCCUGCUCGAAGUUCUUCUCGUCUUCACCAUAUAUCCAUCUUUUGUGUACCACUGGCUGAGGAGAGUCUUCCCUUACGUGCUUCGCCGCAGCGCACAACACACCCCUUGCACAUUCUUUUAGGCCUCAUUUGGUUUCAAGGGAUCCCGGGGGGAUCCCCGCUGUUUCCCGGGGUUGGAGAACCACGGGCCAAGUUGGCCCAGGGAGAUUCAUCGCGUCAUUUGGACCGUGUCACUCGAGGGCUAACCCUGCCCGACCCACGUCCUUUCCUCGGGGAGGAAAGCCACGACCCGAGAGGUCGGGGAGGAAAUCCAUGGCUCGACAGAGGCGAGCGUACUCCAGCGUCGUCGACCAAGAUCCAGGGCCCCCGACCGCCUCCCAGCUCCUCCGCCGGCGACAGAAGUGACACUCCCGACCCCCUCCCUCCGGUGCUAAGGAUCCAACUCCGCUCCUCCAGCGACGGCGACGGACCGCGGUCGUCACCGUCUCCUUCCCCGGAUUUAACCUCCGCCUCGAAGCUCCAAUGCCCUCCGGCGACGGCGACGGCGUCAGGUCCGCGAACGUAUUCUAUCUCAUCUGAUCAAGGGCUUUCAACUCACUAUAGCAUCUUGAUCUUGUUGUCUUUAUUGGUCAUUGAGAAGAAAAAGAAAGUCAACAUGAAGCUGUUGGUACCUGAUGUCGAUGCGGAGUGGAGAAAAGACCUGAGUAGGGCUAGUGAUCUUCGCCUUGCAGUUCAUCUUGUUCGAAAGUAUCUCUGCCUCGGACAUGGCAAUUGAUAAUUUCAAUACAUUUUGUCGUGCACAAACUUGAACGAUGAUGGCACAUGAAAAUAGUUUAAGCCAACACUUGAUCGCAUUGAAACAUAGCCCGACCGAUAUUUGAACCUUGGUGAAUUGAUGGUUACCAGUUGGAAUAUUUCUUAAAAUUCUAGUUUACAUGAAUUUUGAAAUUUUGUAUGUUUUUUUUUGAAUUAUUUGUGGAUCAGAGCCCUUGUAUCUUAAUUGCUGUACUACAUCAUCAGGUGAUCUUAUUUGAGUUGUGUUU
Messenger RNA from Triticum aestivum (bread wheat), 1090 nucleotides. RefSeq lists its product as uncharacterized. Bases 1 to 822 code for a protein of 273 amino acids. The record is from RefSeq and is a predicted model, not a curated record. The transcript has 4 exons. NCBI's taxonomy places the organism in Eukaryota, Viridiplantae, Streptophyta, Magnoliopsida, Poales, Poaceae.